UUCUGAAAAACAACAAGCGCAACAUCUGAGCCGUUCUGCUGAUCGUCUCAACAGUAAAUCCAGUCGGCGAGAAUUACGUUAUGAAGAACAUAAUGACUAUAUUCCUCCGCCAUUACCACUUAAUUCAAUUCAAUGCCAUCCAACCAUCGAUCAUUAUGCACGAGCUUUAAAUCAAUCAUCGUAUUUCUAUUCCACACAUCGCCGUAGUCAGAUAGAAGUAUAUCAAUUAUCAUCAGCAAAUAAUCGUUUAAUAUUACCCAGACCAUACUCGUCGAAUUUUCCGCUCUCACCAAAGAAUAAUACAUCAACAAAUAUUCCAAUUACAUACAGUUCGACAGUAGAUAAUUUUCGAACCAUGUCUCAAUCAUCAUUAGAUAAUAAUGCGUAUGGAAAACUGUCCGAUUGUCAUUCACCUUUGACACCUGUAGGAAACUCUUCUGUGAAAGCUCCACGUCGUAUAGAGUCCGCUUAUAGUCAGUUUCCCACCACCCAACAAGAACCUGUCUAUGCAAACACUCAAUCACUUUAUGAUAACAUACUCUAUCCAGAAUCAUCAUCACUAAAUAAACUAACAAAUCGCAAUGAAAAGAAAUCGUGUGCUUCACAAACGCAACUAACAUGGACAAUGGCAACAUUCUCCUCGUUUGUUGAUUUAGAAAAUCAAUCGGUUAUUAUUCAACAGCCCGAUCCGACAAC
This is a messenger RNA of Adineta ricciae, 696 nucleotides long. Lineage: Eukaryota; Metazoa; Rotifera; Eurotatoria; Adinetida; Adinetidae. The record is from the annotation of a GenBank genome assembly.